This is a messenger RNA of Phycodurus eques (leafy seadragon), 1207 nucleotides long. It is a transcript of the gene zmat4a, whose product is annotated as zinc finger, matrin-type 4a. NCBI's taxonomy places the organism in Eukaryota, Metazoa, Chordata, Actinopteri, Syngnathiformes, Syngnathidae. The transcript is spliced from 7 exons. Gene Ontology annotation, cellular component: nucleus. The record is from RefSeq and is a predicted model, not a curated record. The coding region runs from base 12 to 791 and encodes 259 amino acids. Gene Ontology annotation, molecular function: nucleic acid binding; zinc ion binding.
GCCUCUGGUGAAUGGAUUGUACACUUUCCCUUCAAAUACGACAGCAGCUGACGGUGUUCCCGACAUAUUUCUGUCAGAGUUACAGCGUAGAGUUAAAGAUGAAGUCUACAGAAGUGGACCAAGGGCUAUUCACAGACUGCUACUGCAGAGUGUGCAGUGCUCAGCUCAUCUCCGAGUCCCAGAGGGUCGCUCAUUAUGAGAGUCGAAAGCAUGCCAAUAAAGUUCGGCUGUAUUAUAUGUUACAUCCUGUGGAUGGAGGAUGCCCUGCCAAGAAGCUCAGAACAGACAAUGGCAGUGACGAAGGUGACGUGGACAAGAAUAAAUGUUGCACGCUGUGUAACAUGUCCUUCACAUCAGCAGUGGUUGCACAGUCACACUACCAGGGUAAAAUUCAUGCCAAGAGGCUAAAACUGCUACUUGGGGAUCAGCCUGCCAUCACAACCAAAGAGGCAUCUCCCAGUCCUGUAAAGAGCUCUCCAGACACAUCUCCCAUAACCUCUCCACGACACCGACGUGACUCAGAUCGCUACUGCCAACUAUGCAAUGCUUGGUUCAACAACCCAGGAAUGGCCCAACAACAUUACGAUGGUAAAAAGCACAAGAAGAAUGCUGCCCGAGCAGACCUGCUUGAGCAACUGGGCAAGACUCUGGACAUGGGGGAUAUGAAAGGUCUAAAACGAAGCUAUACCUGUGAAGUGUGCAGCAUGUCAUUGAACUCGGUGGCACAGUACCACGCACAUCUGCAAGGCUCAAAGCACCAAAACAAUCUGAAGAAUCAGAUCUGUGACUAGUGAUCAAGAGACAAAUCAACUACACUGGAUUGAUGUCAGACAAGCUGUGCUCAGCUUGCCCUGCUUUUUUCUUCUGCCUCUCUCUGCAGACUGUCUUCAUUCCUGCAUCUGUCUUUCACCAUCAGUUUGGCCUGGCCUGGAAAUUGAAGGAUUUUUGGGAGGGUCUUUAUUACUGUAGCACUGCAUUAGCUAUGUCACCUCAGAGAUGGAGGUUGGGGGACUACAUUUUACAAAACAGUGAAAAAUUAUCUUUGCAUGUCUGGCCACUUGUAUUGAGCGUUGUCAUGACACCUCAGCUGUUUAAGCUGUUGAUUUUCUGCUGCUAGUCAAACACAAUUAAAAUCUGUUGGUUAAUGGCAGCGUUUCUACAUUACAUGCGUUACAAAGGUAUGCUAUACCACCAUUGACUUCUUGAC